Ostrea edulis (European flat oyster) is the source of this 1181-nucleotide messenger RNA. RefSeq names its product metalloproteinase inhibitor 1. NCBI's taxonomy places the organism in Eukaryota, Metazoa, Mollusca, Bivalvia, Ostreida, Ostreidae. Gene Ontology annotation, biological process: negative regulation of endopeptidase activity; negative regulation of membrane protein ectodomain proteolysis. Bases 211 to 888 code for a protein of 225 amino acids. Gene Ontology annotation, molecular function: protease binding; metalloendopeptidase inhibitor activity. The record is from RefSeq and is a predicted model, not a curated record. Gene Ontology annotation, cellular component: extracellular matrix. The transcript has 6 exons.
CUCGCCCAGUUGCAUAAUGGGAGUCAAUCUUCAUAUAUUUUUUACUCACCAAAACCCGCAUAGAUUUACUUGUAAAUACUUAAAACGCGCGCGUUAAGCGGAAAUCUGAAGUGGGAGGUCAACAUGUAUAAAUUAAGUAGAUUCAUCCGAAUUCCACGCCAGAUUGUAAUUUGAAUUUCCAUAAACAGCACUCACAGAUACAAGGACAAAAUGAAGAUGGAGCGAUUUGGCUUCCUGUAUUUGGUAGUGGUGUUUACGAUCUGUGUUAGGCUCUCAAGUGCCUGUACUUGCGAUUUCCCUCAUCCACAAAACAAAUUUUGUUCUGCCGAUUUCGUUGUCAAGGCGACGAUAAUAGAAGAGAAACUGGAAUUUGGCGAGGAUGUGGACUUUCCAUUGAUGAAACACUACAAGAUUCAGUACAAGAAAAGAGAUAUUUUGAAGGGAGAACAUCUUCUGGGCUCUCAAAAUGAAGCCGUGAUCAAAACGUCUGGUACUCCAUGGAACUGUGGAAUGACCUUCACCCUGAACACAGAAUACCUUAUUUCAGGACAUGCUCAGGAGGGAGAAUUGUUUACAAACCUUUGUGAGUGGAACAAAGAAUUCAGCAGACUGAAAGAAGGGAAUCAUCUGCAGAGACGAGGAAUUCGACGCAUGUAUGAAAGGGGAUGUAACUGCACGGUGUUUCAUUGCCGUGGAGAUGCUUGCUACUACCCGGAAGCUAGGGGCCUGAAUCCAGACCACGUGUGUUUAUGGGAGGGCUCUUACAAUACCAAUGAUUGCUACGCCAGGUUCGGGUUUUGUCUUCCAGACACGUUUGGACUCUGUUACUGGAAAGAUAACAGAAAGCUCGCCAACUGCUUGAAUCCAGAUCGGGAAAGCAGACGUUGAUAACAUUUUCAGUGUUUUGUAAUUUUAUUGCAACCAUAGGCAAUUAUAUCGCGUGGGUUCGAUUUUACUGUUCAGAGUACUCUUUUAGUAAAUUCGAACCCAAGUUAUAUAAUUGUCUGUGCUUACAACUACGAAAGGUUUACGAUCAUGACUGCCAUGCAGUACAUGAACAUUAUAGAAACAAAGAAUGUGUGAUAUCUACAUGUAUAUAAUUCAACGGCCCAUGUCUAAAUAACAAUGUUUGAGUAUUCGUGUAAAUAUUAUUACUUUGUCAAUAAAAUCAUGUUAGUGGU